GGCAUUAAGCAGUGUGCCGCCGUGCGAGUGAUACAUGUCUUCUUAAGUUUAAAUGUCAACCAAACAAAUAAUAGCUAGAGUAAAUGCAAAAAGUAAAAAUAUUAGAAGUUUAGUUAAAAUUUAAUUCUGAUAUUAAAUUAUUUCCUUUUUAUUUAUGUAGCCACAAGCAUUUUCUUUUUGGUGUCAACAGUAAUUUACAAUGAGUGCCAUGAAUUCUGUUUGUUAUGCCGGAGGCAGCAGUGACAGACUUAUACAUGAAGCAGAUCAACUAAUAUCAUACAUAGAGCGUGGCUCCAGUGUUCUAAAGUUUUUCCCUCGUAAGCGACCAGAAAGACGGACUUUAUCAGUCCGCCGGGAAACAUAUCAAGUGAUCUGGUUCAGACAUGGAACACCUCAAAGACACGCAUUUGAGGGUGCCCUCGACAUCAGAGAUAUCAAAGAAGUUAGGGUCGGAAAAUCUUCGAAGGACUUCGAUCGGUGGCCAGAUGAGACUAAGAGGUUGGAAAGCAGUAAAUGUUUCACCAUUUAUUAUGGAACUGAGUUUAAACUGAGAUCAGCAUCAUUUGCAGCUCAAACUGAUAAAGAUUGUGAAGCUUGGAAACAAGGCUUAAAGUUCCUUAUUGAUGAAGCUGUGAAUGCUUCAUAUCCCUUGCUGAUCGAGAGAUGGCUGAGACGUGAAUUUUAUGCAAUUGAAAAUUCACAUGAAAAGAUAACUCUUAAAGAAGUGAAAGCAUUCCUUCCUAAGAUCAAUUGUAAGAUUUCGACAAGCAAGCUGCGAGACAUCUUCCAAGAGGUUGAUGCUGGAAAGAGGGGUGAAAUUGGUUUUGAUGACUUCUCUGUGCUUUAUCAUAAACUAAUAUAUGAUGAGAAUAGUGUACACGAUCUGUUCGAUAAGUAUUCACUGUAUUGUACUAACGGCACCACGAUCACGCUGAGGGACUUCCAGCGUUUCCUCGCCAUCGAGCAACACGACCGCCUCGCCGAAGAUGAGGCACAGUCAUCACAGUUCAUCAGGGACUAUCUAAAAGACCCCCAGCGCGACAUAUCCGAACCUUACUUCACGCUCAAUGAGUUCAUUGAAAUGCUCUUUUCCAAACAAAACACUAUCUGGGACAGUAAACACUCCAAAGUAACACAAGAUAUGACAAGACCCUUGUCACAUUAUUGGAUAGCGUCGUCCCACAAUACAUACUUAACCGGCGAUCAGUUUUCAAGUGAAUCAUCUCUUGAGGCCUACGUGAGGUGUUUGAGAGCGGGUUGCCGGUGCAUCGAACUAGACUGCUGGGAUGGACCGGAAGGCAUGCCUUUUAUUUAUCACGGCCACACGCUUACUACCAAGAUAAAGUUCAUGGACGUUCUUCGCACCAUCAAAGAGCAUGCUUUUGUCGUAUCUGAUUACCCGCUUAUACUGUCCAUCGAAGACAAUUGUACGCUGCCCCAGCAGAGGCGUAUGGCCGCCGCUUUCCAGGAGGUUUUCGGGGACAUGCUGGUAAUACAACCUCUUGAGAAGAACGAAACCAAAUUACCGUCACCGCAAGAUUUACUCAAGAAAAUUAUACUUAAACACAAAAAGCUACCGGAGGGCGCCGAGGAGAAUUCAUUCGCUGUUCGCCAAGAGGAAGGACGUGAUUUAGAUCUACGUAACACUAUCAAGAACGGUAUACUACAUCUCGAGGAUCCCGUGGACAAGGAGUGGAAUCCGCACGCAUUCGUGUUGACGGAUACCAAACUGUACUAUACGGAACACUACAGCACGCCUGGGGAAACGGAAGCCGACAGUGACGGGGAGACUGACGCUGAGAAUGGUUCCGUACCUCAAGACGAGCUGCACUUCGCAGAAUGUUGGUUCCACGGUCGCCUGGCUGGAAACAGACAGGAGGCGGAAGACCUUCUGCGAGCCCACUCCCAUCUUGGAGACGGUACAUUCCUGGUACGUGAGAGCGUCACAUUUGUCGGCGACUAUUGCCUGUCCUUCUGGCGGCAGGAUAAAGUUAACCACUGCAGGAUAAAGUUGAAACAGGAACGUGGUACCACUAAGUACUACCUGAUCGAAUCAGUAUGCUUCGACAGUCUCUACAGCCUGAUAACUCACUACCGUCAGCAUCCGUUACGGAGUCAGGAGUUCUUGAUUACUCUGCGGGAACCAGUACCUCAGCCGACGAAGCACGAGGCCCAGGAGUGGUGGCAGGGUCAGUGUUCGCGAGCUCAUGCUGAAGAGCUACUCCGCAGGGCUGCCACAGACGGAGCCUUCCUUGUGAGGCACAGCGAAAAGGAGGCUAACUCAUAUGCCAUCAGCUUCAGGACUGGUCGUGAAAUAAAGCACUGCAGAAUCAGGAAGGAGGGGAGGUUGUUUACCAUUGGUACGGUGAAGUUUGAAUCGUUAGUUGAACUUGUGAACUACUACGAGAAGAACGCUCUUUACAAGAAGGUUAAGCUGUGGUUCCCUAUCAGCGAUAAGAUUGUGCGCCGCAUCGCUAACGAGCCCGACGACAGCUCCGUGUACGGAACACCCGGAUACAUGGACCCAACAACGUUCACCUCAAAGAUAACAGUGAAAGCGCUGUAUGACUACCGAGCGAGACAGGACGACGAGCUGUCAUUCUGCAAGCACGCGAUCAUUAGCAAUGUGGACAAACCGGACGAUGGCUGGUGGCGUGGAGACUACGGCGGCAAGAAGCACCACUGGUUCCCCGCAAAUUACGUACAGGAGUUGGAACUGCCACACGCCCCAGAUAUUGGUCUGGAGAGUGAGAGCGCUGCAUUAGGCUCUUUACAAAAGGGCGUCGUAGAUGUACUGGGGGCCGUUGUUGAACUGGUAGUAGGCGAAGAAGGCGGGGCUCCGAGGUGGAUCGUACGCGUACAAAGUCCUACCACCUGCGUUCCUUUCGAUAUGGCAGCUCCCACUCGUGAGAACGCUUUAGAAUGGCUGUCUGCGAUUAAAGAAGCAGCUCAGAGCGCCAGCGCUAGGUCACUAAUGCACCGUAAGAUGGAGCGAACUUGGCGCAUUGCAAAGGAAAUAUCCGACUUGAUAGUGUAUUGCCGGUCGGUGACAUUCAAUCAGGAACGUCUUCGCAAUGGCGGCUUCAUUUACAGCGAGAUGUCCUCCUUCCCCGAGACCAAAGCGGAGCGCCUCAUGUGUCAGCAAGAAAACAGCUUCUUCAUGAAAUACCACGCUGUGCAGCUCAGCCGCAUCUACCCGAAAGGUCAGAGGAUCGACUCCUCUAACUACAACCCGGUGCCAUUCUGGAACGCUGGCUCUCAGCUGGUGGCGUUGAACUAUCAGACGCCGGACAAACCGAUGCAACUGAACAUGGGCAAGUUCAGAGAAAAUGGUGGUAGUGGAUACGUUCUGAAGCCAAGCUACAUGCUGGAAGCCGGGGCGCGCGCUCGGUCGCCCGUUUCCAUUCUAUUGCGCCUUAUUGGCGCGAGACAUCUCUGCAAAUCUGGUCGUGGCACCGCUAGCCCUUUUGUAGAGGUGGAAAUCAUCGGCGCUGAACACGAUAGCGGCGUUAAGCUUGUCACAAAAACAGUCACUGAUAACGGCAUAAAUCCAAUCUGGAACGACAUCUGCGAAUUCGAGGUUUCGAACCCGGAAUUGGCUCUCAUCCGGUUCUUGGUUCAAGACGAAGAUAUGUUCGGGGACCCUAACUUCAUGGGCCAGGCCACCUACCCCCUGCGCUGCCUUCGCCCCGGAUAUCGAAGUGUAGCCCUCACCAACGGAUACUCUGAAGAACUGGAGCUAUCAUCGCUCCUGGUUCACUUGUCAUACAUACAUCGCUAAAAUAUCCCGUAGCUAUACAGGCAGCUUUCUUUUAACAAUUCCUCAAUCCAUACACAAUCUGUGGACAAGUGUUGUCCUGAGGAAUUGGAACUUCACACCAGCAUCUACGAUCAUUACAUAUGAUUGUCACUAGAUUACCAAUAUAGGCAAUAUAUGUGCCAAAUUGUAUUCUUUGAAUCAUUCUUCAGCGCUUCUGAAUUUUUAGCAUUUUAUUGUAUUUAAUAAUUAACUAUUAAGAUAAAUAAUUAAUUUUUCGUGAAUCUAAUGAGCUUGCAAUAAUGGAAUUUUAAAGACUGUUCUACCUCCUGUAUGAGACUAUACAGAAGCUUUACUGUUGACUUUUUUUUUAUAUUUUUAACUUGACUGACAUUUUCAACGUGCUGUUUUUUAAAUCAUGGUAUCGAAACGACAUUUUGCGUUCGCUAUUUAUAUUUUUUGUGUACAUUUAUUAUACAUACAAUUGUAACACUGAGUACAACUGCUUUACAAAUAUUUUUGUUCAGCGAGCUAUUUGACUUCGCAGCUUCGUGAGCGCGCACAAAAUAUUAAAUAUUUAACAGAAUAGAUACUGUAGGUUAAUUUAAAAUAUACAUCCGUUAUUUGAGGUAACGUUACAUCUUCCAUUUGCCUCAAACGCUGCAAUUUAUUAAAACUUUUUAAUUUAAUUUUUUUUCAAUUGUUCGGGGACUCUGUAAUGUAAUGUCUAGAUGUCAUUUCUUUUCUUGCUUCUACACAACAAUAUAUAGGUUAUAAGAUUGAAUAAGGAUUUAACUACGACGUAUAAUAAAUAUUUGAACGAUUUCGUUUAAUUUUUGAAUUAACUAAUACAUUGAACUGAAUGAAAAAUGAUCACAUUUAGGAAAUAAAUAUUGACAAAUAUGAAUUUAAUAUAGAUUCAAAAUAAUAAUAUUUUAUAUAGGAACUGUUGUACUUCUUAUAGAAAUCUUUUCUAUAAUAAAAAAAAAAUAUGUCUUAAGGAAACUAGGUUGAUGUCAUUUGCACGUUCGUAAUGUUACACAAAUAAAAAUUAUGAACAUACUGUAUUAGGUAUAUGUAGUUGUUUUAAAUAUAUCCGAUUCUAUUAGAGUUUUAGAAGAGUAUUUUUAAAAUUUAAGUGGAGCUUGGCUCGUUUAGUAUUAAUGGUGUUGUAGCCUUUGUAAUUUAGCAAUGCAAUAUAAGUGGCAGGUGGUGGUCUGUUAAACGAUUCUACUAAUAAGAUGUAAUGUUAACGAGAGACUUAGUUCCGACAGUUUGUUCUCAAAUGAAGUUAAUAAACUUUAACACUUACAGUUUUCACGUUAUGUAUACGUAAUAUCGUUGACUCAACAUGGAAUACUUACAGUAAAUUCCACUACACCUACAUCAGUUCGCGCCUACUUCUAUUAUCUAUACGUUAUAAAACCUGUCCAUCUCUAUGUAAACUUGUACUAGAGUAGCCAUAUUUUUACUUAAAUUUUUGCAAUUCCAUACUGGUUUUUCAAAUUAAAUAUAACAUGAAUGUGACGUAUGAAUUUAUGUAUCGAAUAGCGAAUAAUAUUCUCCGCAGGUUUAUUCUAGUCACAGUUAAUAAUAAUAUGCUUAUUACAAGUUUGAAUCGCCACAAUACAAACUUAGCGUUUGACGUUUAUCAAUCAAUAAUCCAAAUUAAUACAUUAAAGUGAUUUAAUGUGACGACGCAAACUUGGGCUGGGCAUAUAAAUCCUUAAUAGUCUGAACUUUAAUACGCACACGUGGUAUGUGGAUUACUUAGAAACAUAAGAUAAAUAAACGAUUUUAUAUAAUUAAUGUAUGAUAUAUAAUAUACCCAGCAAUGGUUGUGACGGUGCUGACUUGUCGAUUGUAGCCAGGACUAAUGUUAAAAUGUCCAUGAAUUUUGUCCUAAAGAAAAUUGUGUAGCUAUUUGUGACAUCUGUUUAUGAAUUUUUCGCUUCCAAUAGUUUCAACCUCUAUAUACAGACUCUUUGCUGAAUAUAUUAAUUGAUGUUUUUAAAAAGAUCUUGAUGUAUAUCUCAUAGUAAGUAAGUUUUUUUUUUUUUUUUUACUAUAUAUGACAAUUUAUUCUAAAGUUAUACUUCUACAUGUUAUACUUGCAUUUAUAAUAGUGUUUUAUAAUAAAUUACUGAUAUUAUACUUACUAUCAUUUUAAUAAUAAAUACAAUUUUAAUGUGA
Messenger RNA from Danaus plexippus (monarch butterfly), 5950 nucleotides. It is a transcript of the gene sl, whose product is annotated as 1-phosphatidylinositol 4,5-bisphosphate phosphodiesterase gamma-1. Gene Ontology annotation, biological process: phosphatidylinositol-mediated signaling; positive regulation of epithelial cell migration; phospholipid catabolic process. The record is from RefSeq and is a predicted model, not a curated record. Gene Ontology annotation, molecular function: calcium ion binding; protein binding; phosphatidylinositol-4,5-bisphosphate phospholipase C activity. Bases 200 to 3781 code for a protein of 1193 amino acids. The transcript is spliced from 12 exons. Lineage: Eukaryota; Metazoa; Arthropoda; Insecta; Lepidoptera; Nymphalidae.